Paramecium octaurelia is the source of this 624-nucleotide messenger RNA. The record is from the annotation of a GenBank genome assembly. NCBI's taxonomy places the organism in Eukaryota, Ciliophora, Oligohymenophorea, Peniculida, Parameciidae.
AUGCAACAACUUUUCGAUUGUCCAAUAUGUUUAUAAACAUUGUUACAACCAAUUACCUUGACAUGUGGUCAUACGUUUUGUAAACCAUGUGUUCGAAGUAAAUACUUCUAUCAAAAUUACAACUCAUGUCCAGUAUGCAGAGCACCAAUAUAGAUAUACUUGAACUAGUUUAAGGUGAAUAUUUUGUUGGAGAAUCUUAUCAAAUAGGAAUUCAAUAGUGAAUAGAAUUAUUAGUUGAGAGUGUUAAAUUAUCAAAAGAGAAUGAAUUAGAGAAAUAGAAGAAAAUGGUAUCACACAAUGAUGAUAAUUAUAAUUGAAUAUUCUAAAUAGGCAUGGAGAAUAAUCUAAAAGAUGUUACCUCUCUAUCUAAUAGGUAUCGAUGUAAUUGUAUUGAGUAUAGUUCUAGUAAUUCUGAUGUAUAUGAGUGUGAAAUCUAACUUAAGAUUUGAGAAAUUAUAAAAACAGUUUUCUAAGCGUGUUAAGCUUGAGAAGUUAAGUGAGGAGAUAGCUAAAAUGGUAUCAUUACUCAGAGCUGAUAAUCAAGACACCAAAGAUUUGGAUAUUCAAAAUUUAGUUUUUUCCAAAAUAGUCAAGUACUUAUUUACGAAUUGCGUGAGAUUUUGA